Messenger RNA from Macroventuria anomochaeta, 903 nucleotides. RefSeq lists its product as uncharacterized. The coding region runs from base 1 to 903 and encodes 300 amino acids. NCBI's taxonomy places the organism in Eukaryota, Fungi, Ascomycota, Dothideomycetes, Pleosporales, Didymellaceae. The transcript has a single exon. The record is from RefSeq and is a predicted model, not a curated record.
AUGAUAUGGCACGCACGCGACUCCAUUGCUCUUGUUGAGCUCAUCUUCUACAUACCAUUCGCGCUUGUUUCGGCCUUCGUCUGCUACCACCACGGGUUUAGUCGCAGCAGCGGAUGGAUCUACACACUCAUCCUGUGCAUUGUACGAAUAAUCGGUGGCAUUUGCCAGUUUGUAUCGCACAGUAGCCAGUCAGCUGGGUUGUUGCAAACGAUCUUGUUGUUGGACUCCGUAGGUCUUUCCCCGUUACUUCUGGCCACGUUGGGACUUAUUUCUCGGUUCGUCGACUUCAUCAAUGCCGCUUUGACGCCCAAGUUCACGGUGCGACACUUUCGCAUCUUACAACUGGUCUUACUCGUCGGCAUGAUCCUCGCCAUUGUCGGCGGCUCGAAUGUCUCGGUCGAUGCUAAUGGGACCUACCAAAUCCCUAGCGCUAGCAAGAUUGGCGUCAUCCUGUACACCGUUGGAUUCGUUGGCAUCACACUUGUCUUUGUAUUGUCCGUACCACAGACUUCCGCCGUUCCAAGCAAGGAGCGGCGCGUGCCCAUUGCCAUUACCCUCGCACUCCCGUUCAUCCUCGUACGACUGACCUACUCCAUGCUAUCAGUCUUCGUUCACGACCAUCUCUUCAGCGUCGCAACGGGGAGUGUACCUGUCAGGACUGGGAUGGCAGUCAUAGAAGAGUUUAUCGUUGUGGCAGUGUACGUGAUCUUGGGCCUUCUUGUCGACAAACUGGACGCGUCCACUAGGGGACCCAUCGCAAGCCGACCUUGGAAUGCGAGGAAAAGGAAGAUGAGCCAGCAAGCAACAACCAACACAGUUGUGGACCUCGAGGCUCAGCAUCUGAACAGCUACCCCACGGCUGUAUCAUCACCUCAUCCGCAGUCGAAUGGUGUAGCGAGAUAA